Molecule: messenger RNA, 8626 nt
Organism: Mya arenaria
Lineage: Eukaryota; Metazoa; Mollusca; Bivalvia; Myida; Myidae
Product: NFX1-type zinc finger-containing protein 1-like
Exons: 4
Coding region: 274-6222 (1982 amino acids)
Biological process (GO): regulatory ncRNA-mediated heterochromatin formation
Cellular component (GO): nuclear RNA-directed RNA polymerase complex
Molecular function (GO): helicase activity
Source: RefSeq, a predicted model, not a curated record
CAAGUACUCCUGCAGAAUCUUCGGUGAUGCGGUGAAAUGGACAACACAGUGCAGUGCGAUUCAUAAAAUGUGAACAUUAUUCAGACUAGAGGACAUAUCGAUUGGCUUCAACACUGAAAGAGUGGAAUAGAAUAGUGAAUGGAAUAGUAUAAACGAUAGAUAAACAUCUUAUAAAGAAAAUUUUUGAAUAUAAAUAUGUAUCAAUAUAAGAUACAUCUAUAUAUUUGUGAUUGGAGAUAUCAAAAACUGAUAGACAUGAACUGAAGGUAAACGAUGGCAUCAGGAAGAAGCCGUGAUUUGGCAGGAGGCCAAUAUCCAUUGUUGAUAUUUGACGAUGACGUUGAUGUCGUAGUUCAAGAUGAUGAAACCAAUCCAGCCAACAGGGGACGCGGGAGAGGACGAGGCAGAGGCCGUGGGUGCUCUGCAGGGCGGGGUCGCAUACGUAGAAGAUCGUCAUCUGAUCGUGAACCAAACCAGUCUAAUAAAGGAUCUGAGCCAUAUUCGAAAAAUAACCAAUCUGACAAAAGGCGUGGUCAGAAUGGCGAAAGACGGGCACGCUUUGGGCAUGUUCGAGGAACAGGCCGUGGACAAGACCAAUCAAGGCUUAGGCAAGACGGCAUGAACGAAAGUGGGCUGGAUCAUACAAAUGAAGAUGAUUCUACUCGCAGGCAAAGAUCGGAAACAAGAACAAUGGCAUUUGGAAAACUGAAAUCAUUAGCUGAAAAAGAAUGUGAUCCAGACGACAUUUUGAUGGACUUAUUGCAAUCUAGAAGUGGGUUUGUAGAACUUGUACAUUCGUCUUUUGAUUUUAAGGAUAAUGCUUUUUAUAUAUUAAAGGUACUAAACAUUGCAUCAAAAGCAACACUGAACCCUCUCAAUCUAAGACAACUGCUUGAAAAUGUGCAUGAGAAAAUGCUCCCUGCUUUGAUUAAUCUCCUCAGCAACAUAUUGAUGAAAGACAGAAAUGCAUUUUUGCUUUGGAAUAAUGAAGACAAACUUGACAAAUUUUUAUACUAUGUCUCUGAUUUCACCCAAACAUUGAUGUCGGUACUUCCAAAUACCAUCACAAACUGCCACACAAUAAUUUUGAGUUUAAAUGCCAUGAGUAUAUCCUUUCCGCAAAUCAGUAGCGUUGCUGUGUAUGUAAACAACGUCCAGGAAGUAUUCAACAAAGUCAGGGAGGAAAAAGAAAGGAGCCAAGCAAAGCCAAAGGUAAGAACAAGACCACUAUAUAAAGAUGACGAAAACUCAACACCACCCGAUGACUUUCGACAGAUAUCAAUAUUUCCAAGAAUGGAAGACAUUCAUUUGAACGAAGCUCCCUUUUUACGAGCCAACAAAACCAAAGGUAGGUAUGUCUCUGUAGAUACUUACCUUGAUAUUCAGUUUCGUCUUCUGCGGGAGGAUUAUGUUCAACCAUUGCGCCAAGGAAUUUUAGAGUAUAGGCAGUGCGUGAAGGAAGGUGUCAGCGUGAAGCGAUUGAGAAACGUCCGGAUUUAUCAAAACAUACAAAUAUUGCGACCAGUAUGCUCGAGUAAUGGAAUCAAUCAUAUCUUGCAGUUCGACAACUCUCAAUUCAAACACAUUAACUGGACAGCAUCAAGGCGUCUCUUGUUCGGUUCUCUAGUAUGCUUGUCUAGCGAUGACUUUGAUACUGUUUUAUAUGCAACAGUGACAGAUCGAAAUCCAAAAAACUUAAGCGAAGGCAAUAUUGAAGUUCACUUUGACGGAAUAGACACUGAAAUUUUAGAUGCGCACAAAAAUGACACCUUCGUUAUGGCUGAGACAACAGCUUAUUUUGAGGCGUAUCGAUAUGUUCUUGAAGGACUUCAGGAAAUGGAUGAAACUAUGCCAAUGUCAAGGUAUGUGAUAGAUUGUGAAACGCAGAUAAAGCCACCAUCUUACCUUCUCGGUCUUGGCGGUCCGAAAUACAAUUUUGGAACCCUGUUGGUGAAAUCUUCAUACAAAAGAUCAUUUCCUGUCUUGAAUACCGUUGGAUGGCCUAGUGCUUUGGAACUUGGGUUAGACACUUCACAAUACAAAGCGCUUCAAGCGGCAAUCACAAAGGAAUUCGCAAUUAUUCAGGGUCCUCCAGGAACUGGAAAGACUUUCGUCGGAUUGAAAAUUGCUAAACUUCUGUUAGAAAACAGUGCGUUUUGGAAAACUAAAGCUGAUCAAAGCCCAAUCCUGGUUGUGUGCUUCACAAACCACGCGCUAGAUCAGUUUUUAGAAGGCAUCUAUCAAUACUGCGGAGAGGAAGGUAUUGUGCGGAUAGGUGGUCGUUGUCAGAAUGAUACGCUGCAACCUUUUGUUCUUCGGAAUCUCAAGAAAACUCGUAGGGAACAAAAAGCUAGAACUUUCAAACUUAUGCAAAGUGAACGAGAUUGUCGUACACAGCUUAGAACAAGCGAAAAACAAAUCACUGAUAUAAGUGUGAAACUCAGAAAAACGACCCAAGAUAUUCUCCCGUUUACAAUUUUGAAGAAACAUAUGAAUGAUCAACAUAGAGAAGAAUUUGAAAACGAAUUUAAAAACGAAGAGACACUGAAAAAUUGUUUGUAUCAGUGGUUAAAUUUCUGUCCAUUUGAAGACGACGGUGUUGGCUUGGUGGAUUCUUCAAGAGCCAUAAGAAAUGAAUGGGUUUCAUUUAUACUGACAGAAGUAGAACCUCUGCCAAACCAAGAAAUCCAAACAAUCGACGAUGUUUGGAAUACCGAUCUUUCUAGAAGGGCAGGGAUAUAUAAAUGCUGGCAAAGGGAAUGCAUGCAAAACAUAACAAAAGAGUUGUUAUCUGCAUAUCCGGGUAUUCUGAAAAGAUGUGAAGAACAGAUUUUGACUUUUACUGAGAUACAACGUCUAUUGGUCAAACCAAAGUCAAAUGCUCAGUUGAAAAGUUUGCUGCACGGUGCAAACAAUAACAAAAACUGUGUACAUCUGUGGCUUAAUCUUGAUGAUUCAACUACUCUAGAAACAGUGAAGGAAACAAUGGAUGAGAUUCAAGUCGGUGGACACGUGGAGGAAAAAGACACUGAGUUGGAAGAAGCAGACCUCGAAGAAGAUCGUGCAUUAGAUGAUGAUGAUUUCGAUGAUGAUUUUUUGGUUGGUUAUUCAUCAAAAGAUCACGAAAAGGAUAAUAGAAAAAUCAAGGGCAUAAAAUCUGACGGCGACUGGUUUGUGAAAUGGAAUAGUAAGAAAAAGGCUAAAAAAGUAAAACGCAUUCUGAAUGAAGCAAAACCAAUGUCUGAACGAGAUGCUCAAAACAUAUGUGGUUUGUUUAGCUUAAAAAGUGACAAACUUAGAUAUUCCCUGUAUGCUUUCUGGCUUAGAAAUUAUCGGGAAUAUUUGAGAUCUUCAGUGAAGGAAUUCGAAAAAGCAUUUCGGGAUGCAACCGCGAGACUUCAAGAAGUCAGAGACAUGGAAACCGUCCAAAUACUGAAUGACUCCGUGGUUGUUGGCAUGACAACUACAGGAGCUGCAAAAUACAGAAAACUCUUGCAAAAGGUACAACCUCAACUCAUCAUUGUGGAAGAAGCUGCAGAAGUUCUCGAAUCCCACAUUAUCACCACGUUGAAUGCCAAUUGCAAGCAUCUUAUUUUGAUAGGGGACCAUAAACAGCUGCGCCCUUCAACCACUGUCUAUGAACUAUCAAAGAAGUAUGCAAUGGAUAUCUCCUUGUUUGAACGAAUGGUCAAAAACAGCGUACCGUGUGUUACUCUCGAAGAACAACACAGAAUGAGACCUGAAAUAUCUAGUCUUCUGAGAAGAGAAAGACUGUAUCCUGGACUUCGCGAUCAUUCCAGCGUCUUUGAGCAUGAGAAAGUGAAAGGCGUAGACGUGAACAUGCAGUUCAUUAGUCACGAAGAGGGAGAAGUGUGCUCAGGUGAAUCAACCAGUUAUUCAAAUACGCAUGAGGCGAAAUACAUAGCUGCUCUUUGUCGAUACUUUUUAAACCAGGGUUAUGCAAGGGACCAAAUAACUGUCUUAACGCCGUAUAUGGGCCAAGUUCUUCUUCUACGGAAAGAAAUGCCAAAGUCAUUAUUUGAGGGUGUUCGCAUUACAGCUGUUGACAAUUUUCAAGGUGAAGAAAAUGAUAUAAUUCUACUUUCUCUUGUACGCAGCAGCGAAGUUGGAAAUGUCAGAGGUCGCAAUCCAAUUGGUUUUGUUGGUAUUGAGAAUCGUAUUUGCGUUGCACUUUCGCGUGCAAAGGUCGGUAUGUUUGUACUGGGAAACUUUUCACUGUUUGAAAGUUGUAGUGACAUGUGGAAAGAGAUUCUAUGCGAGGUUAAGGAAAAGGGCUCGGUGAAGAGCUCUCUUUUGCUUAGGUGUAGCAAUCAUCCCCAAAAUACGACAAUUGCCAAAACAGCAAGCGAUUUUCUGAGUGUUCAAGAAGGGGGGUGUAAAGUACCGUGUGGGAAAUACCUGCCUUGUGAACACAUUUGCCCACGGACAUGCCAUACAUAUGACAUGGAGCACAAAAAAGUCGUUUGUGUGAGACCAUGUAAGAAAGCUGUCAAAGGUUGUCCAUUUGGACAUCCAUGUACCAAGAAAUGUCAUCAAGAAUGCGGCAGAUGCGCUACAAAUGUAGAAAAAACUGUGCCUGUUUGUGGACAUAAAGCUAAAAUGGCUUGCUAUAUGGAUCCAUAUAAAUGGGACUGCAAAGAACAGUGUCCAACUAUUUUAUCCUGUGGUCAUUCAUGUGGAAAGAAAUGUUCUGAUUGCACGAAAAAUCGACAACAUGAAAAUCAGUGCAAAAAAAAGGUUGAGCGAAUUUUGCCAUGUGGACAUACGGUUCGAAUGCUUUGCUACCAUAAUAUCAAGGCGGUGGUAUGUCCAGCACCAUGUAGUGGCGUCCACGAUUGUGGUCAUCAAUGUUCUGGAACUUGUGGACUUUGCCAUGGUGGUAGGAUCCACAAAACAUGCAGGGGCAGCUGUGGGAAGACAUUGCCCUGUGGUCACAAGUGUACAUACCCGUGCAGUGAUAUUUGCCCACCAUGUAGUCAGAUUUGCCAAUGGAGCUGUUCUCAUGGCUUAAAAUGUAAGCUUAAAUGUUCUCAGCCUUGCGUGAGAUGCACGGAAAAAUGUCAGUACAGAUGUCAACAUGGCAAAUGCGACAAUGACUGUCACGAACCAUGCACUGUAUCUGCUGCAUGCAAUGGAAUGUGUUCGAAAAUUCUGCCAUGCACUCAUAAAUGCUCAGGAUUGUGUGGAGAAGUAUGUGUAUGCCUAACUUGCAACGAAAAACAUUUAAGAAAUGAUAUAGGUCAAGUAUUUGAUGAAAGCAGUAUGUUCAUGCAGCUACCUGAUUGUAAAUGUAUCUUUGAAGUUGGACGUCUAGAUAAACACAUGAAAACACCAACUCAAUCAAAAAGAGGUAGUAUUAUAAAAGCAUGUCCAUUUGACGAAUGUGGAAAAGCAAUACGAUCUGAGAUUAAACGAUACUCUUCUAUUCUAAAGGGAAUCCGCUCAGCUGUUGUUCAAAAGUUUGAAGAGUUACAAGGGAAUGGAGCGAGGCGACAGUAUAAAGUAGCUGAGCUUACUAAGAAAACACACAGCAUGAAAGCACUAGGCAUGGCCGAUGCAGACAUUGUAAAGUUGCUUAAACCUUUGCAGACACAAACUUUUGGUGGAGUUCAUAUCACUGAAAAGAAGUUGGAAAAAAUAGAAGAUAUCAUGAAACAAACACAAAUAAUACAAGACGCAAAAAAACAAAAAGUGAUCGGUGACUUCCAGCUGGAAGGCAUUUUAGAUCCACUGAGCCUGAAAGAUAUCAUUCUUGAAGAAAGAAGGUUUGCCACCAAUCAGUUUUGGGAUGAGAUAUCAACUGAAAUUGAAAGAAUAGCAAUUGGACUGAAAUUCGCUCUCUUUAAAGCGUUUUGCAAAAUCAGUGACCAACAACCUAUAUUCUCAGAAGUACUUGAAAUGAGUUUUCAAGUCCUUGCCAAAAAAGACUUUGAUAUUGGAAAAAGGGAAGAGCUGAAGUCUGUAUCUAAGGAGUUGAAAUCGUUUCUUGACGGAAAAACAACCUCUCCAGACUUGAUGGUUACUUUGACUCGUCUGCAAUUAGCUUAUACUGGAGUUGGAAGCAAACGCCAGACUGAAAGCAAUAGACAUGACUCAAACAGAAAAACUGAACCUGUUUCUCAAAAUAAGAAUUUAGUCCCUCGUAAAUCAAAAAUAGAGACUACAAAAGUGGUGGGGGCAGAAGGACAAACAGAGGUGUAAACAACGGUCCAAACACCAGGCAAUACUUCGUGUACGGGUAUAUAGUUAAGACUUUUGCUACCCGGCUUGUCUCUAGAAUCGGUUUGUCUCUCGAUCUAAUUUAUUUAAGAUCUAGCGGUUCAAGGAUGUUUGCAACAGGUAAUAGUACUAGUAUCAUAUGUCUUAGGUGGAGAAAAUACAAUACCAAUUUUGAGAUAUAUGAAAAUGGAAACACUGAGCCAAUGUCAUACGCUGGUCUGUUGCUUUUUUGUUGUUGAAAAGGCGCUUUACUUGGCAAUUAUUAACGUCAUAGAGUUAUAAGCAUCAUAUUCGUUUGCCUUGUGAGGCAUGUGCAUAUGUCACUGGGAACAUAUAUACCGAAUUCCAUUUGAUUAUUUUUAACGGUCAACUUUUUUCUUCAAAAUUCACAAAAGCUAAAAAUGUACUUCAUAGAAAUUCACAAAAGCUAAAAAUGUGCUUCAUAAUACUAGUAUAAAUAAAAACCUAUGCAACCAGUUACACGUAUUUUUACCGUCAAAUUGUCUUAUGUUGUGUUUUUUUCUCAUGCACUUUUGAAAGUUUGUUGUUAUUUUUGUUGUGCCAUAAUGAAUAUCAUAUCUUAGGUUACCACUGUAUAUAACAAUUAUACUAAAUUGGUGAUUGUUAAGUCAUAAAUAUAGCGUUUUCAUGCGUGCGUGUGCGUGUGUUUGUGAUAGUAUACAUGUGCAUAUUUCCACGUCACCGUUAUCAGUGUUUUGGACAAGUCAUGUUUGUAUAUAUUUUUGUGUGAUUUUAUAUUUACAUGUAAGAGUCUUUAUUGGUUGAGAUCUACGAAUAAACAGAAAAGUACUGCUUGAAAAGUCUCUGCUUAAUUUUGUAUAUACAUAAAGUUGGUUUCUUCAAAGCAUUUUUUGCCUGUGUUUAUAUAAAUAUAUUAAGUGUUAUCUUUUACAAAUUUGGCCAAUGUAGGAAUUAUACUGGCGCAAUCCAAUGACAUUUUAUUUAACUCGCAUGAAAACGUGUAUAUAAUACAAAAUCUUUGUUGCUUAGAUAAACAAAGCUUCGAAUUGCGUCGAAAUAGAUACUAUACACUUUUCUCCAAUAACGUUAUAAAUAUUGGAUCACGUAAGCGGUAAAGCAAUUGUUGUUUUCUAUGUUUACUAUAAACACAGAGAAUAUUUAUAUUGUAUAACCAUGUACGAUGUUGAAUAUAUAUGAUACUUUUGUUCAUCUUAGCAUUGCAAAUAUAAUACAUUUAUGUUUAGAAUUGUGUGCGAUAUGUAAACAAUUGAUGUAUUACAGUUAUAAUUUUCAACAUUUAAUCAAGUGGUAUGAUUAAAAAGUAUUUUGUGUUCAUUCUUGAAAAUUGUUGUACCGGAAAUGUCUAUUUUUAUAUGUUUAUGUUGUAUAUAACUCAUUGGCUGAAAGACUAAAGUAAGAUAAAAUUCUUCUUCUUCUUUUGAACAUUGGACUUAUUUUGAUGACAUUAACACAACAUUUCAUGAACACAACAAAUGUUGUAACUUAAUUAUUCAGAAAGAUGAACAGUAACUAACAACACAUAAAACCGAUUGUUCAGAACUUCGUUAACGCAAUCGUUGUUGACGUUAGAGUCUUUACUGUACUAAGAAUUACUUUUGUGAUCUGGAGUGUUUCUAACAAGAUUUGAGAUAACUGCUACAGCUGCACUUGUUUUAUGCAAAAAUAUGAGUCCACUAUUUUACCUUUUAAAGUUAACAAAGAUGUUGUAAACAACGUUGUUAACUUUUACAAUGAUCUGAAAAAUCUGCCCAGUAUAUACAAUUUUUUCUUUUUAUCGUUUUCGGUGAAAUGACUUUGUUUAUACUUUUUGACUGUUGAUACUUUUUAACAAAGUGAAUUUAUUCAAUUGCUAUCAUUUUAUUAUAUACCAGGUAUAUAUAUAUAUAUUAAACCGUUGUAAUUUGUUUUUAGAAUAUUAUUAAACAAAUAUUAUUACUCUAUAUUUUUAAUGUGAGUGAUACCGAUAUGCAGUUGUUCUGAUUAAAGAUGCACUCUUACUCCCAAAUAAGAUGUAUCACAAUUAAUACAAUUGCUUUUAAUUACUGAAAACGAUGAAUAAAUUUUGAAAACAUUGUAUCUUAUGAAGGAAACCGUGUUUAAUAUGAAAAGACGAAAACACGGUAUUUCUACCUUAUGAGACGAUAGUUGAUCACUGUGAAUCUUUUAGCACUCACCAAUCAUUUAAUAUUUGUGAGUUUUCAGCUGUUAAAUGCACGGUUACCAUCUUGUUAUCAGUCUAUAUAAAAUGCAGUAUUUAAGUAGUUAAAGGUUUAUCACUCAAAAAUUAUAUUUGUUAUACUUGUGUAUGCAUUGAUUUUUAAUAUAUAAUAGAUUUGAGUGUCACUUAACACUUAUCUUUGUUGUGUAAAUAAAAAAGUCAAUA